Bicyclus anynana (squinting bush brown) is the source of this 1170-nucleotide messenger RNA. RefSeq names its product UDP-glucosyltransferase 2-like. The record is from RefSeq and is a predicted model, not a curated record. Lineage: Eukaryota; Metazoa; Arthropoda; Insecta; Lepidoptera; Nymphalidae. Gene Ontology annotation, molecular function: UDP-glycosyltransferase activity. The coding region runs from base 15 to 1124 and encodes 369 amino acids. The transcript has a single exon.
GACUUUCUUGCAACAUGUUCGCUUUUAAAUUACUAAUAUUUUGUACAACAAUAUUAUUUCAAGUUCAUCAAGUGCAUUUAUUAAAUAUAUUGGGAAUUUUUCCAUAUCAAGGUAAAAGCCAUUUUAUUGCUCAUGAAGCAUUGCUGAAAGAUUUAGCGCGUAGAGGGCAUAAUGUUACAGUUGUAUCCUAUUUUCCACAAAAGAUCCCAAUAGAAAACUAUCAUGACAUAUCCCUCAAAAGUGAAGAAAACAGUUACGAAAACUAUAUGGCAAUAGACAAUCCUUCAUAUUUCAAAAUAAUUUAUAGAAGCAUGUAUUUAGCAUUUCUGGGUAACGGGAAUUGCAAGGCGUUACUAUCGGAUGGGAAUGUUCAGAAUUUAUGGAAUAACAACAGGAAAUUUGACGUGGUAGUAAUAGAACAAUUUAUUAGUGACUGUGCCUUAGGCAUAACUCACGAACUUAAAGCUCCAGUUGUCGGAGUUACUGCGCAUUCCUUGAUGCCGUUUCAUUACAAUCGAUUCGGAGUACCACAGCACCCAGCAUUUACACCAUGUCAGGUACUAAACGGGGGAAAGAAGACAAGUUUAAUUCAAAGAAUAGAAAGACUUAUAUUCACUGUAUACUAUCAUUAUAUCGUCAGAAUUUUAUCACAACGUAUGGAUCAAUACAUAAUCUCACAGUAUUUAAAGAACAUACCACCUCUUGAAGAACUAGGGAAGGAAAUAAAAUUCUUACUUCUCUAUGAGCAUUUUGUGCUUUUUUCUCCUUACAUUUUGCCUACUAAUGUCAUACCAGUAGGAGGUUUCCAUGUGGCUAAAGUGAAACCAUUACCAAUGGUGAGUAAUUAUUUAUCUAAUUAUGAUAACUCUGUUUCAUUAAAAUAUUCAACAAUUUUAUUUUUAUUUCAAGGCACUUUCAAAAUUUAUAGACGAAUCCAAAUAUGGGGUUAUUUAUAUAAGUUUUGGAACAAUAUUAAGAUGUACGUCUAUUGCACCCGAAAAAUUAGAUGCUAUAACAGGAGCCAUUCAAAAACUUCGUCAAAGAGUUAUUUGGAAAUGGGACUCAGACUCUCUGCCAAUCAAAUCGAAGAAUGUUUAUAUAUCAAAAUGGCUGCCUCAAAAUGAUAUUCUAGGUAAUUUGACAUACAUUAUCAUCCAAUCGUCCAAUAAU